AUGAGCUUCACAAUAGAAGCUGAGUACUAUGUGCCCCCCGAGGUUCUCUUCAAUGCCUUCACAGACUCCUACACGCUGACGAGACUCUCCAGGGGUUCACCCGCCCAGGCGGAUGCCAAGGUUGGCGGGAGUUUCUCCCUGUUCGCGGGAAGCGUUUAUGGUGAAUUCAUGAAAAUUGAAAAGCCACAAAAAAUUAUUCAAAAAUGGAAGUUCAUUGACUGGUGCGACAAGGACUACAGCACAGUGACGUUGGAGUUUAAGAAAGUAAAAGAAAAUCACACCUUGCUUAAGUUGACCCAGGAAAAUAUUCCCACCAAGAAUAAGUUCGACGAAGGUGGCGUCUUGGAACGGUGCAGAAAUGGGUGGACUGAAAAUUUAUUGCACAAUAUAGAAGUGAUAUUGGGAUACCCUAAGAAGAACUAG
This is a messenger RNA of Plasmodium fragile, 423 nucleotides long. RefSeq lists its product as uncharacterized. The record is from RefSeq and is a predicted model, not a curated record. The transcript has 3 exons. Lineage: Eukaryota; Apicomplexa; Aconoidasida; Haemosporida; Plasmodiidae. Bases 1 to 423 code for a protein of 140 amino acids.